AUGUCAAAAAUCGAGGAGUUGUCAGUAAUCCGAGUGAGUUCCGCCAUUGAGGGUACUAUAGGUAGUAGGGUCUGGAUGGUGAGUUGGAACCACAGCGGGACGUUAUUGGCAAGUUGUGGAGAUGAUAAAACAGUUCGCAUAUGGAAGAAAACUUCCAAAUGCAAUAAACUAGAAGGUCACGAAAGCGAGGUAAAAUGUUGUGCAUUUUCACCAUCUGACGAAUUCCUAGCAACUUGUAGUCGAGAUAAGAGUGUAUGGUUUUGGCAAAUGGAUGAAGACGACGAUUUUCAAGUUUGUUCUGUACUUCAGCAACACACUCAAGACGUCAAAUUUGUCAAAUGGCAUCCAUCUGAAGAGUUGUUAGUAUCAUGCAGUUACGAUUACUCCUUGGUUUUCUACAAAUUUGAUGGUGAAGACUGGAUCACUCAACAAAAGAUCCCUGAUGCUCACGAUGGUACAGUAUGGUGUGCAGCCUUUGACAGCGAAGGUCAUCGACUAAUCACUGUUGGCGAAGACAGCAUUGUACAAUUGUGGAAGCGCAAUUCUCUUUCGGAACCUGCUGUUAAUGACAAGUGGCGAUCCGUCGCCAAACUGCAUGUUGAUUCACAACUGCCCUUGUAUUCGGUCUCUUGUCAUAAUGUCACAGGGCUUAUUGCUGUGGCAGGAGGUGAUGGAUUUAUA
Molecule: messenger RNA, 681 nt
Organism: Strongylus vulgaris
Lineage: Eukaryota; Metazoa; Nematoda; Chromadorea; Rhabditida; Strongylidae
Source: the annotation of a GenBank genome assembly